Plasmodium knowlesi strain H is the source of this 1590-nucleotide messenger RNA. Its product is annotated as actin-like protein, putative. Gene Ontology annotation, cellular component: Ino80 complex; cytoplasm. The record is from RefSeq and is a predicted model, not a curated record. The coding region runs from base 1 to 1590 and encodes 529 amino acids. NCBI's taxonomy places the organism in Eukaryota, Apicomplexa, Aconoidasida, Haemosporida, Plasmodiidae. Gene Ontology annotation, biological process: regulation of DNA-templated transcription. The transcript has 2 exons.
AUGGAAAGCAGGUUUAAAAAAAAUGACAGCGAAAAUGACUACAAGUAUUAUGUGCUCCAAAUAGGGAGAAAAUACACCUAUCUAGGAUUUUCAGGACUCCAUAAACCCCUAUCAGUUUAUAGAACGCCCGAUUUCUUUCGGUACAAUGAAAGUUUCCACGAUUAUGGUAAGGAUAAGAAGGGGGUAUACGACAUGCUGAGAAGCGUUUCGGAGGGGGUAGGGACUUCCUUCCGGGGCUGCGCAAGUGGGUACGAGGAUAGCUCGGAUCAACAGGGGGAAGGUCUCAACCUGGACGAAGGCGAAAAAGGCGCUAAGCCGGACCCAAACGAAGACACUCUUGACCAGAACCAACGUCUUAAUAGCAUUUGCCUGAACCAACCCCUUCCUAGUAUGGAGGGAAGGAAACAGGAAGGAAGCCUGAUCUACCACUACGAGUACAAGUUCCACCAGGAUGUGAAGCUGUGGAGAAAUUUCUUCGAGGAGUUUACAUUCCACAUUUUUCGCAAGUUAAUAAAGACGAAUAACAAGGCAAAAAAAGUGAUCGUCCUCUUGAACAUGUUCAUCCCAACGAUAAUUAAAUAUUCCCUUUGCAAAACUUUGAUUGAGAAUUAUGAAUACACCUCAAUUUCCUAUAUAAACGACUUAGUGUCGCCACUUUUCUUGUGCAACUGCAACACGUGUGUGGUAAUCGACUUGGGUUACUUAAGCUGUAGGUUACUGCCCGUAAUAAAUGGCAUGCCAUUAUAUCACCAUUACACGUAUGUAGACAAUGGGGGGUUUUACAUCAAUAUGGAAAUUAGAAGGUUACUGAAGGAGCAGUACGUGAGAAGGGCUCGCAGGAGGGCUAUGCACGAUUGUGAAGUUUCAAGUGCUUCAUUUGUACAAGUCAGUAAUGAGAAUAUCCUUACCAAUCCACAGAGCACAGAUAAUGGCUAUACGGCAACCCCCCAUGAAGAAAAACCCAUGGAGGAAGAAAAAGGAGAAAAAAACACAUUGGAGGGACUACUUAAUUAUUACCUAGAUUUAUACCCACUGGAGGAAAUAUUAAAUAUCAUCGAUAUCAUGCCAGAUGAUGAAAUAGAAAAUAUAAAGAUGAAAUAUUUUUAUUUAAAAAAUGAACAAGGCAAAUUGUAUACCAACAAAAUUGUUUUGUAUGAAUUUCAAAAUUACCAAAUUAUUGUAGAAGCAGAUACUAGGUGGAUGGCCUGCGAAAUAUUAUUUACGAAAGAUUAUGAACAGAAUAUAAAUUCUAUGUUCGCUUGUAUACUGUCUAAAUUACACAUGUUUGAAUUUUCCGCUUUCCACAAUGUCCUUCUUGUUGGUGGAUGUAGUAACAUCAAGGGGAUCGUUUCUAAAAUAGCUCAAUCUCUUUUGAACGCGUUAAGUGAGAAAAAAAAGACAUCCCUAAAAGAUUUGGAAAAUAGAGUCAAUUUUCUCUUUCCAAAGAUAUCCCCCAAUCUGCGCCAAUUCAUAGGGGCCUCCAUCUGCUCGAAUUUGGAAAACCUGCCCGACUACACGCAAGAGCAUAUUCACAACAAUGUAUUGUACGACCACUUGAAUGAAGACGUCUACUUCACUUUUAAGCAUUAA